AUUUAUUUCCACUGAGAUUCUGCAAGCAACCCCAGACAUCGACAACAUUCAACGACAACAGUAACUGCGGUAUUACCGCACCCUUCUAUGUAAUGAUGUCCUGCUCUAUAUCAGUAUCGUUAUCCUCCUUUCCCAGAAGAUCCAACUCCGAUUCUUGAAGCAGAUAAAGAAAAACGAAGGCACUGGUCAUCUGGAAAUGGAAGAAGUGGCCCAAUCGACCAAAACGAUUUUCGUAUUAGCUGGACAGAGCAAUAUGUCCGGUCGCGGCGGCGUCAUCAAAGACUCCCACAACAACCAGAAGCUUUGGGACAGGGUGGUACCUCUAGAAUGCCAACCUCACCCCAACAUCCUCCGUUUAUCAGCCAAACUCAAAUGGGAACCGGCAAGUGAACAAAUCCACGCUGAUAUUGAUACAAAAAAGGCUUGUGGGGUGGGGCCAGGCAUGUCGUUCGCCAACGCUGUGAGGGAGCGGAUCACCGGGGUUGUGGGUUUGGUGCCGUGUGCGGUGGGUGGCACGGCGAUUAAAGAGUGGGCACGAGGAGAGGAAUUGUAUGAGAAUAUGGUGAAGAGAGCGAAGGAGAGUGUGAAAGAUGGUGGAGAGAUUAAGGGUUUAUUGUGGUUCCAAGGAGAGAGUGACACAUCCACCCAGAUUGAAGCUGACGCGUACCAGGAGAACAUGGAGAAGCUGAUUGAGAAUGUUAGAGAGGAUCUCGGCUUGCCUUCCCUUCCUAUCAUCCAGGUAGCAAUCGCAUCAGGAUUGGAUGAUAACUACAUGGAAAAAGUAAGAGAAGCACAGCUAAACAUCAAUCUGCCAAAUGUGGUAUGUGUGGAUGCCAAGGGAUUGGAUCUCAAGGAGGAUCAUCUUCACCUAACAACCGAAUCUCAGGUCAAGCUGGGCAACAUGUUGGCUGAUGCCUACCUCAAACAUUUUUCAGCAUCUCAGUAACCUUGUGUUCUUCACGUGCUUGCUUUCCUUGCUUUAAGAAACUAGGCGAAUCAAUUCCCAGUGUGUUGGGUUGUGUUCAUGCUGUCUGAAGUUAUGCCUAUGGGAUCAGUGUGUUCCCUUUCAUUUGUCUACGACUGAUUUUACAGUCGUAAUAAAUAAAUUAUAUUUCUUAGACUUA
Messenger RNA from Populus nigra (black poplar), 1124 nucleotides. Its product is annotated as probable carbohydrate esterase At4g34215. NCBI's taxonomy places the organism in Eukaryota, Viridiplantae, Streptophyta, Magnoliopsida, Malpighiales, Salicaceae. The transcript is spliced from 2 exons. The record is from RefSeq and is a predicted model, not a curated record. Bases 197 to 946 code for a protein of 249 amino acids.